UCAUGCGGUUGACACACUUUGUGUUUGCUGCUGCUGCUGUUGCUGCUCCUGUUGCUUCCAGCCCUGCUUAGCUGCCUCCCUCUCGCGGUCUCUGUGGUCCAUCAUCCUCACGUUGGCCACGUACUUCUUGUGCUCGUCGAGCGCCGCGUCAUCGAUGUUGUGAUACCAAAUGUGAGUGGCGAACCCGCCGAUGCCCGUGAAAGCACCUGACAUACGAGAUGGAUGCACAUUCAACGCAUGGGAUCUAUGUGGUUUGUGUGGAUGUGUUGCUGUGCUCACUGACCAAAGGCUACGAUGACUGCCCACGGUAUGAUGUGGCCCCGCCGCUGCCAAUCACGCACCAGUGAGUUCACGAAGGGAAUGUUCAUUGCGAGAUCUUAGUCUGCACUCCUAGCUCGCAAGGCCUCACGAGUUUUUGCGGAUCUGAGUGGCGUCAACCACAUCAAGAACGUCCGAAGGGGCAGGUGAGGUGCACACAUGCGA
Messenger RNA from Vitrella brassicaformis, 483 nucleotides. NCBI's taxonomy places the organism in Eukaryota, Vitrellaceae. The record is from the annotation of a GenBank genome assembly.